Molecule: messenger RNA, 1586 nt
Organism: Helianthus annuus (common sunflower)
Lineage: Eukaryota; Viridiplantae; Streptophyta; Magnoliopsida; Asterales; Asteraceae
Product: magnesium-chelatase subunit ChlI, chloroplastic
Exons: 3
Coding region: 185-1471 (428 amino acids)
Biological process (GO): chlorophyll biosynthetic process
Cellular component (GO): chloroplast stroma
Molecular function (GO): ATP binding; ATP hydrolysis activity; magnesium chelatase activity
Source: RefSeq, a predicted model, not a curated record
AAUUAAGAACAUGAUCCAAGGGUCAGAAACCGUUUGUGCCACAAAAAGGAGCCACGAAGCCAAAAUCAGAAAGUUAUAAUUUAGGCCAACGAAAUGAAAUCUAUCUUCUUAUCCACUUCAAACCCUAAAAACCAGUAGACUCAUUACUUCCCCAAUGCCAUUACAACUCAUUUGAGUAACAACAAUGGCUGGUUUACUCGGAACUUCUUCUUCUUCUUCUGCAACCUCACUGCUUACCUGUCGUCGAUCCAUCUCUUCUUCUUCCUCCUCCUCAAAGCCGUCAAUUCGUGCUCUCUCUUUUCAUCCAGGGCAGAAUCAGUGUAGGAGGCUUUAUGGAGGCAUUGGAGUUCCAGUAAAGAAAGGAAGGUCUCAUUUUGCAGUAUCAAAUGUUGCCACUGAAAUCACCCCUGCUCAAGAACAGGCUCAGAAACUGUCAAAGGAAAACCAGAGGCCCGUUUAUCCAUUUGCAGCGAUAGUCGGGCAAGACGAGAUGAAACUAUGCCUUCUAUUAAACGUCAUUGAUCCAAAAAUCGGUGGUGUCAUGAUCAUGGGGGACAGAGGAACCGGUAAAUCCACAACCGUUCGAUCGCUUGUGGAUUUACUUCCCGAAAUCACAGUCGUUGCUGCUGACCCGUUCAACUCAGACCCGGAAGACCCAGAAUCAAUGGGGAUGGAAGUACGAGAGAAGUUAAUAAAAGGCGAAACACUUCCAACCGUAAAAACCAAAAUCAACAUGGUUGACCUCCCGUUAGGAGCCACCGAAGACCGCGUUUGCGGAACGAUUGAUAUCGAAAAAGCUCUUACGGAAGGAGUCAAAGCGUUUGAACCCGGCCUUCUUGCUAAAGCAAACCGAGGGAUUUUAUAUGUCGAUGAAGUUAAUCUUUUAGAUGAUCAUUUAGUCGAUGUUCUUCUUGAUUCAGCUGCAUCCGGAUGGAACACGGUUGAACGAGAAGGUAUAUCGAUAUCACACCCGGCCCGUUUCAUUCUUAUCGGGUCGGGUAACCCGGAAGAAGGUGAACUCAGACCACAACUGCUAGAUAGAUUUGGUAUGCAUGCUCAAGUGGGUACAGUUCGUGACGCUGAACUUCGGGUCAAAAUCGUCGAGGAACGAGCCCGUUUCGAUAAAAACCCAAAAGAGUUUCGCGAAACUUACAACACAGAUCAAGGAAAACUUCAAGAACAAAUCACGGCUGCUAGAAGUCGUCUCUCUUCCGUGCAAAUCGAUCACGAACUUCGUGUUAAGAUAUCAAAAGUUUGCGCGGAACUGAACGUUGACGGGUUACGAGGCGACAUCGUUACGAACCGGGCUGCGAAAGCUUUGGCCGCUUUAAAAGGGAGGGAUCAAGUGACAUCCGAAGAUAUCGCUGUUGUGAUUCCAAACUGUUUAAGACACAGGUUAAGGAAGGAUCCAUUGGAGUCGAUCGAUUCAGGGUUACUUGUUAUCGAGAAAUUUUACGAGGUUUUUAGCUGAGCGAUAUUGUUUUGACCGUAUUUGUGAAACUAUGGCUAUAACAGGUUAAAUUAUUUCAAUUAAUCCUUGAUAAAUUUAUAUGAAAUUACAUUUGAAUGGUGCAAAUUUAUAAUCU